AUGAAGAAUGACAGAUCUCUCCCAGAGUGUUUUAGGCUCUUUGAUUUAUUUCAUAUACUCACGACUGACCAUGAUACAGUGACAAGGAUCGCCAAGGAGGUUGUGGGGGAUUUUGCUGCUGAGAAUGUUGUGUAUUUGGAAAUAAGGACGACACCUAAGAAUAAUGAAGCCAAGGGGAUGACCAAGCGAUCCUACAUGAAUGCUGUUGUUAAAGGUCUUAAGUCUGUUGAAGAUGUUGAUGUUGUUCUAUUUGAUUCUAACUUAAGAAACGAUGAAAAAUUAAGUUCUACACCUAUGACUGAUUUGGGUGGCGACAGAAAGAGAAAAAGGAUAUAUGUUAGGCUCCUUCUGAGUAUUGACCGUCGUGAGACAACUUCUGCUGCAUUGGACACUGUUAAUUUAGCCAUGGAAAUGAAGGACCAGGGUGUAAUUGGCAUUGAUCUCUCUGGCAAUCCAGUUGUAGGGGAAUGGGAGACAUACUUGCCUGCUCUAGAACAUGCUAAAGAACUGGGAAUCCCCACGACAAUUCACUGUGGCGAGGUAUGGAAACACAUCCAGGUACCAAACAGGAAGGAGAUCCAAGCAAUGUUGGACUUCUGCCCUCAAAGGUUGGGUCAUGUCUGCUGCCUCGACGACGAAGAGUGGAAAAAGCUCAAGUCAUCGAUGAUCCCGGUGGAGAUAUGUUUAACCUCCAAUGUUAUGACCGGAGGCGCCCCAUCUCUGGAGCUUCAUCACUUUGCUGACCUCUACAACGCGAAACACCCUCUGUCGAUAUGCACCGACGAUUCUGGCCUCUUUUCGACGAGCCUCUCAAAUGAGUAUUACCUGGUCGCGUCUACCUUUGGUCUUAGCAAGACCGAGCUGUUUCGGCUAGCCCAGGGCGCUGUGGAGCUCGUGUUCGCCGACGAUGAGGUGAAGAAGUCACUGAGGGCGGUGUUUGAGCUUGCGGCGGCGGAGACGCUCACAAGCUAG
Triticum turgidum subsp. durum (durum wheat) is the source of this 972-nucleotide messenger RNA. NCBI's taxonomy places the organism in Eukaryota, Viridiplantae, Streptophyta, Magnoliopsida, Poales, Poaceae. The record is from the annotation of a GenBank genome assembly.